Salarias fasciatus (jewelled blenny) is the source of this 1935-nucleotide messenger RNA. RefSeq names its product TSEN54 tRNA splicing endonuclease subunit (gene tsen54). The transcript has 12 exons. Lineage: Eukaryota; Metazoa; Chordata; Actinopteri; Blenniiformes; Blenniidae. Gene Ontology annotation, biological process: tRNA-type intron splice site recognition and cleavage. The record is from RefSeq and is a predicted model, not a curated record. The coding region runs from base 161 to 1705 and encodes 514 amino acids. Gene Ontology annotation, cellular component: tRNA-intron endonuclease complex.
GUAUUUAAAUAAUUUGUGGUUUAAUUCUAUUAUUUUUGCUUUUUUAAAUACAAUAUUAGAAUUUGUAGCGAACCUUAACCCCACUCUUGAGGAAAAGACAGAGCUAAUGUUCGACGGACGGUAGGACCCGGAGGAGAAACGGGAAGACACACAAACAAACAUGGCGGCGGGUCAGCGUGCGGAGGGAGGAGAGCUGUACAACGAGGAGCUGAGCCCCGCCCAGCUGUUCUCCGCCCGCUCGCGGAGCCGCCGGAUCCCGGUCCGGGGACAGAAGGACUUUUUCCCGGACGGCUCGGCGGAGCAGCGGCGGCGCCUGGACCGCAGUCUGAGCGAGCACUGGAGCCUGCUGACGGAGGAGAGGGUGGAGCGGCUGGGGAACCUGGUGAAGGGCUGCUGGAUCCCCGAAGAACAUCUGGUGGAGCUUCAGUCUCCAGCUGGGAAGUUCUGGCAGACGAUGGGGUUCUCCUCCCGGGGCCGGCAGUGCCUCCACCCAGAGGAGGCGCUGUACCUGAUGGAGUGUGGGAACGUCCAGGUGUUCUAUCAGGACCUGCCGCUGUCCAUCCAGGACGGCUACGAGCGCUUCCUGUCCGGCGGCUCCGCCUCCUCCGUCAGCCUGCAGCAGUAUCAGGUGUUCGGCCAUCUGAGGAGGCUCGGCUACGUGGUGCACCGGUUCGAUCCCAGCUCUGAGUUGUCGUCCUAUGAGAGGCAGCUCAACCUUCAUCGGUCGCGUGACAAAGCAGGAGUCAAGCGGAAACGCAGCACCAGCCCGAGCCCCACCCCCACCUCCACCUCCACCCCCACCAGCUCCUCCUCCUCCUCCACAGCUCCGUCAUGCAGCCAGGCUGAAGCUGAUGGAGCUGCCUCCACCUGCCAGCAGAUGGAGGCAGCCUGUGUCCCAGGAGCGGGGGAGGGGGGCCAGAGUCCGGCGGAGGGGGCUGGAGUCAGGCACCCCCCUGCCGCCGCCCCCCGCUGGGACUUCAGCUCCAUCCACUUCCCCGACCUGGGCUACAUCGGGAGCCCCGCCUCCCCCGGGAGCCCCGCCCCCCACGGCUGCCUGGCCCCCCCGGACCCCGCCCUGCUGCCCGACUGCCUGGCCGUGCCGCCGUGUGACGUCGCCCCCUGGAGGCACAGGGUCAACCUGCGGCAGGUGAAGAUGUCCUCCGGGGAGCAGAGGCAGCGGGACGAUGAGCGCCGCCGGCGCCCCGACGUCAGCACGGACCCAGAGGUGCAGCAGUGCAGAAACUGGGCGGAGUACCACGAGCUGCUGGCGCGGCGUCGAGCGGAGCGAGCGGCACGCCCCCCCAGCCCCACCCGCCCCGCCCACCUGUGGAACCGGGAAGUGACGCCGCUGGUGGACCCGGAUGAAGACGUCUCCACCGCGGAGCUGCUGGAGAAACUCCGCCAGGUUCAGACCUCGCACCUUCUGGACGGAGCCUCCAGGCUGAAAGCGUCGGAUGAAUGGAGGAUCAGUUUCAAUGUUUACCAGCCGGACACGGUGGCCGACUUCAAGAAGAGCCGGCCGGGGAAACCGCACUGCCGCGUGUGUGUGUGCAGUUUCAGCGAUCCCGUUCCAGACCUGCGAGCGUUGAAGCUGCUGGCACUGCAGAGUGGAGACGUCCAGGUGGUGGUGGCCGUGGUGGACCACGGAGACAUGUCCUUCUACACCUUCAAAGACUUCCAGCUGCCAACAGACGUCUUCGGCUGAACGAGCGCCAAGAGAACCUCCGCCUGCCGACAGAACCCCCGCCUGCCGACAGAACCCCCGCCUGCCGACAGAACCUCCGCCUGCAGCUUUCAGGCUCACCGUUUCUGGACGAACUUUGGUUUCCAGUAUUUUAAUGUUCUGCUGAAAAAAACAUGUUCAGGUUUUGUUUCCUAUAAAAUUCUGAAAUGUCCUGGAGUUUCUGAAGUUCUCUGACUGCGACAUUAAAUGUU